Molecule: messenger RNA, 2296 nt
Organism: Seriola dumerili (greater amberjack)
Lineage: Eukaryota; Metazoa; Chordata; Actinopteri; Carangiformes; Carangidae
Gene: hook2
Product: hook microtubule tethering protein 2
Exons: 23
Coding region: 154-2289 (711 amino acids)
Biological process (GO): cytoplasmic microtubule organization; cytoskeleton-dependent intracellular transport
Cellular component (GO): cytoplasm; centrosome
Molecular function (GO): microtubule binding; dynein light intermediate chain binding
Source: RefSeq, a predicted model, not a curated record
GCAGGAGGAGGAGGAGGCCAUGGCUGGUAAUGACUGACGUGGAAGGUGUCAGGUGGACUGAGUAACAAACUUCGGGGGGAGAAACAAAGUCUUGAGAGCUAAAACCCGUUGCUUCUUUCCGAGCUCCUGUGGGGUUUCGCCGGGCGCAGCAGGAUGAGUCUGGAUAAAGCGGAGCUGUGUGACUCACUGUUAACCUGGUUACAGACAUUUCAGGUUCCAUCAUGCAACAGCAAGUCCGACCUAACAAGUGGAGUGGCCAUUGGACACGUGCUGCACAGAAUAGACCCCUCUUGGUUUAAUGAGACAUGGCUAGGCAGGAUCAAGGAGGAGAGCGGGGCCAACUGGCGCCUCAAGGUCAGCAACUUGAAAAAGAUCCUUAAGAGCAUGCUGGAAUAUUAUCAUGAUGUGCUUGGACAUCAGGUGUCAGAUGACCACUUGCCAGAUGUUAACCUUAUAGGAGAGAUGGGAGAUGUCACUGAGCUGGGCAAGCUGGUACAGCUUGUACUGGGCUGUGCUGUCAGUUGUGAGAAAAAACAAGAACAAAUCCAGCAAAUAAUGACACUUGAGGAAUCUGUCCAGCACGUUGUGAUGACAGCUAUUCAGGAGCUCUUAUCAAAAGAACCUUCAUCUGAACCAGGAAGCCCAGAAACCUACGGGGACUUCGACUACCAGUCCAGGAAGUAUUAUUUCCUGAGUGAGGAGGCAGACGAGAAGGAGGACCUGAGCCAGCGCUGCCAAGACCUGGAGCAUCAGUUGUCAGUGGCACUGGAGGAGAAGUCGUCCCUUCAGGCGGAGACACGCUCUCUGAAGGAGAAGCUGAGCCGCUGCGACUCUCUGGACGCCUCCACCACUGCCAUCACUGGCAAGAAGCUGCUGCUGCUGCAGAGUCAGAUGGAGCAGCUUCAGGAGGAGAACUACAGACUGGAGAACAGCAGAGACGACAUGCGUGUGCGGGGAGAGAUACUGGAGCGCGAGGUGACCGACCUGCAGCAGCGUAACGAAGAGCUGACCAGUCUGGCGCAGGAGGCUCAGGCCCUCAAAGACGAGAUGGACAUUCUCAGGCAUUCGUCUGACCGGGUGAACCAGCUCGAGGCGAUGGUGGAGACGUACAAGAGGAAACUGGAGGAUCUUGGCGACCUGCGCAGACAGGUGCGCCUCCUGGAGGAGCGCAACACCGUGUACAUGCAGCGCACCUGCGAGCUGGAGGAGGAGCUGCGCAGGGCCAACGCUGUCCGCAACCAGCUGGACACCUACAAGAGACAGGCUCAUGAGCUCCACACCAAGCACUCGGCAGAGGCCAUGAAAGCCGAGAAGUGGCAGUUUGAGUACAAGAACCUUCACGACAAAUACGACGCGCUGCUGAAAGAGAAAGAACGUCUGAUCUCAGAAAGAGACACACUUCGGGAAACAAACGAUGAGCUCAGGUGUGCACAAGUCCAACAGAGGUGUCUGAGUGGAGCAGGAGGUCUGUGCGACAGUGGUGUCACAGUGGGAAACCUUGCUGCAGAGAUCAUGCCUACUGAGCUCAAGGAGACGGUGGUGCGUCUGCAGAGUGAAAACAAGAUGUUGUGUGUCCAGGAGGAGACCUACAGGCAGAAACUAGUGGAGGUGCAGGCUGAGCUGGAGGAGGCUCAGCGCAGCAAGAACACCCUGGAAACUCAGAACAGGUUGAACCAGCAGCAGAUCUCAGAGCUGCGUUCUCAGAUCGAGGAGCUCCAGAGAGCGCUCCAGGAGCAGGACAGCAAGACGGAGGAUGCUAUCUCCUCCUUAUUGAAGAAAAAGCUUGAGGAGCAUUUGGAGAAGCUCCAUGAAGCUCACACAGAUCUUCAAAAGAAAAGAGAAGUCAUCGAUGACCUGGAGCCCAAAGUGGACAGCAACAUGGCGAAGAAGAUCGAUGAACUUCAGGAGAUCCUGCGGAAGAAGGACGAGGACAUGAAGCAGAUGGAGGAGCGAUACAAACGCUACGUGGAGAAGGCGAGAACGGUGAUCAAAACCCUGGAUCCCAAGCAGCUGCCAGUGACCGCGACUCCUGACGUUCAGGCUCUGAAGAACCAGCUGGCAGAGAAGGAGAGAAAAAUCCACCACCUCGAACACGACUAUGAGAAGAGCAGAGCCAGACACGACCAAGAGGAGAAACUCAUCAUUACUGCCUGGUACAACAUGGGGAUGGCGUUGCAUCAGAAAGUGUCCGGCGAGCGCCUGGGACCGUCCAACCAGGCCAUGUCCUUCCUGGCUCAGCAGAGGCAGUCCACCAACGCCAGGAGGGGCCUGACACGACACCACCAUUAAGGGGGGG